Molecule: messenger RNA, 918 nt
Organism: Spirometra erinaceieuropaei
Lineage: Eukaryota; Metazoa; Platyhelminthes; Cestoda; Diphyllobothriidea; Diphyllobothriidae
Source: the annotation of a GenBank genome assembly
AUGCAGGCGUCGCAGGAAAAAGUAGAGGCAGUCAGAUCAUGGCCUACGCUGAAGACUCCAACAGAAGUCAGAGGCUUCCUCGGCCGGACCUCCUACUACCGCCGCCUCAUCCUCCACUUUGCGGAGCUAGCAUGCCCCCUCCAUCGGUUGACCGAAGAGGGUCGCUCAUUCACAUGGGUCAACGAUUGUCAACAGGCCUUCGAUGAGUUAAAAGCAAAACUCAUUUCGGCACCGAUAUUGAUGCUACCCGACACGAUUCCUGAGGCUCCCCCCUUCAUACUCGAUAGCGACGCCAGUGGAUUCGCGAUGGGGGGCGUACUCUCGCAAGCCGACGAGACAGGGGCCGAGCGACCGAUUUGCUUCGCGAGCAAAACCCUAUCGAAGCCCGAGCGAAACUACUGCACCUACCGACGAGAAUUGUUAGCGCUGAUUACAUUUAUCAAACAGUUCAAACCAUUCUUAGUGGGAAAGCAUUUCAUUGUCCGCACCGAGCACAAGGCUUUACAGUGGUUACAACAUAUGAAAGAAGCCGAAGGCCAGCUUGCGAGAUGGCAGGAAUUACUACAGGGAUUCGACUUCACUUGUCAGUAUCCACGAGGCGGCCAACACGCCAACGCGGACGCCCUUUCUCGCCGCCCAAGUGAGGCCGGCACAGCAGACACAGAAGUAACGGACGAACACAUAGCGGCGGUGACAAUCAGCGAAUCCACUCGUUAUCAUUGGGCAGUUGCACAAAGUACCGACCCGGAUACGGCAAUAAUUUACGACCACCAGUUGCAUGGUCGACACAGACCAACAGAGGUCGAACUCCGCGGCACCUCGGAGAUUGCCCCCCUCUUGUGCCAGCAAUGGGCCAACCUGUUCGUUGAGAAUGAACUACUUUUCUUUAAAGACGCAGGAUCCACCAUCCGCGGCUAG